AUGUCGUCGGCCGGGGAAGAGGACGGAACGUGUCGCGGGGUUAAACGACGGUUGGUGAGAUGGAUGUGGACGAUUUUUCCUCACGUCGUGCCCUUGGCUUCUCUCAUCGGAUACGCGUUAUUCGGUGCCUGGGUGUUUCACAAUAUCGAGGGGAAAGCGUCGAACGGAAGACGGGAUGAAGAUUACCGACGGUUCGUGCGUCAGGUCGUGGAGAUCGUGCGUAAUCGCUCCGCUCAGCCUGAGGAGGAUCUUCUGCCCACUGUGGAGAAGCAGAUCAUGAAUAACUACCAGGCUGUGUGGUCACAGAGCCCUCAACGGUGGGAUUUCUACGGCUCGCUCUUCUUCUGCUGCACCAUCUUCUCCACUGUGGGCUAUGGCGAGAUUUACCCAGUUACUCAGACUGGAAGGGCAGUCUCCAUCCUCUACGCCAUGGUGGGCAUCCCGCUCAUGCUGCUGGUCAUUACCGAUGUUGGUGACAUUCUGGCGAGGGUCGUCUCCAAUGCUUACCAAACCCUGCACUCCUCCUUCAAAAGGCUCCUUUCUCGAGUGCCGUGCCAAAAAAGUGGCAUAAUCCACGAUGUCACUUUUACCUUCAGCCAGGACUCGGAAGCGGGUAAACCGCUGGACAUCCACCAAGUGAUGCACUCCCAGUCAUCUGUUAAGAAUAAGUCCACCCAACUCGUCAACAACAUAAAGAUCUUUGAAAGCAUAAUCGCCAGGGAAAAGUUUGGCCAGGACGCGCCUUUGACACGCUCGUGCUCGUGCCCUGAACUCAAUCAGAUGCCUCCACCGCCUUUGGACUUUAGGAUCUUUGACUUCAGUUCCAUCGGCCAAGAGAUGGAGCGCUUUGACGUUCCGUUCCUGCUGAUCCUGUUUGUCGUUUUCGCAUACAUCCUGAGCUGGGCACUGAUCCUCCCACAGUGGGAGACUCACUUAACCAUCUUUGAGGCCUUCUACUUUUGCUUCAUCACCCUCACCACUAUUGGCCUGGGUGACAUUGUGCCAAAACACCCCAAGUUCUUCCUGCUGACCUUUUUCUUUAUAAUUACAGGCAUGGCCAUCAUGAGUAUGGCCUUCAAGCUGAGUCAGACACGCAUUAUUAGCUUUUACCACAAGUUCACUGGCUGCCUUAACUGUCUUGGUGUGGGAAAGACGACCAAGCAUGAGGUUCAGAAAGUCCAGCAGGAAGUAAAGGAGCAGCCUUUGCAGUACUUGUAG
This is a messenger RNA of Trichomycterus rosablanca, 1218 nucleotides long. RefSeq names its product potassium channel, subfamily K, member 18 (gene kcnk18). Gene Ontology annotation, molecular function: potassium ion leak channel activity; outward rectifier potassium channel activity. The transcript has 3 exons. The coding region runs from base 1 to 1218 and encodes 405 amino acids. The record is from RefSeq and is a predicted model, not a curated record. Gene Ontology annotation, cellular component: plasma membrane. Lineage: Eukaryota; Metazoa; Chordata; Actinopteri; Siluriformes; Trichomycteridae. Gene Ontology annotation, biological process: potassium ion transmembrane transport; stabilization of membrane potential.